Messenger RNA from Tauraco erythrolophus (red-crested turaco), 1114 nucleotides. Lineage: Eukaryota; Metazoa; Chordata; Aves; Musophagiformes; Musophagidae. The record is from RefSeq and is a predicted model, not a curated record.
AUGACUGAAAACAGAUCAAGAAGUGAUUUACCUGAGAAAAGCAACGAAAUAAAAACAUUGCAUUCAAAUAUAGGUAAUCUAACUAAUCUGGAAAUCCUGUUACUUGAAAGAAACAGGCUGACUCUGUUGCCACCAGAAAUAUCCUUGCUUCGUAAACUGAUGGUAUUGAAUGUCAGUCACAAGCAGUUAUGUUUCCCUAAAGAACUGUCAAAGCAUGUAAAUACUAAGAAACUCUUUUUCCACUACAACAUUGAUUAAUUUCCUUUUGCAUUGGAAAGCCUUGAAACUUUACAGGUUCUCUGCUACCUUGCUCAUCUAGUAAAACUAAGAAUAUGUAAGAACUUGAUUCAGAGUUUACCAAAGGAUAUUAAAAAGCUUAAGAAACUACAAGAAUUUUCAAUUAGUAACAAUAAGCUUAUAUUUUCACCUGUGCAGCUUUUCCUGUUGACAAAACUAAAAGUACUCAGAGUUGAUGAUAACAAUUUGGAGUUUCUUGCAGAUAAAGUGGAGAAUUUAUGAGAACUUAGACAUCUCAGUAUACAUAAUAAUCAGUUAACCCAGCUUCUUGCUAAUAUUCACAGCAAACAUUUAAAGGAGUUUUCUUUAAGUAGAUACCAACUGGACUCACUGGAUGAACAAAUAUUGCAUUUAAAAGACCUCUCCAAAAUAGAGUUUCUUAGUGGCAACACUGUUUCAGAAAUAAUACCUGGAAUUUCUGACAGUAAAGAUCUGGAGCAUCUAGAAUUAAACAGUGUCCUCGCUUUCUACAUGCUUGUGCAGCCUUACAAAACUGAACUGUGUUCUUUAAAGUGUUUGAAAACACUCGACAUUUCAACUAAUCAGAUAAAGAGUAUUCCUUUACAGAUUAGGAAUCUGGAAGUGAUCAAAGACCUAAAUGUAUCAAACAUUCAGUUUUUCACUAAAAUUCCAGAGGAGCUAUCUAAACUGGUUUGCCUCAGGGAACUGGACUUACCUCACAGUGCAUUAAAGGAAAUUCCAGACAGCAUAGGGGAAUUGGAAUAUUUGGUCUGUUUAAUUGCAAAUAAUAAUGACAUCAGCCAGCUCUUCAAAUCUAUUACAUCACUAAGAAAUUUACAGCAGCUUGACCUGAGUG